CCACUAGGUCACAAGGCCUCCGCUUCCGCUGCCCGAUGCCCGCGCGGGCGCUGGAUGUGCCCCCGGAGCUCUACCUCAGCUCCCCCAAUGGUCAGCAGAAGCUCGGAGGUCUGUACCGCCUGGAGGAGAAGCACAAGAACGGCCUCCCCGUCUGGAAGCGCCAGGGCGAGGGCGCGGAGGCCUGGAUCUACAGCGGGCCCAAUGGCCGGUGGUACGUCAGCGGCAACAAGGCCGUGGAGGAGAGCGACUUCCAGUGCGGCCGGGGGCUGCUGGCGAGCUGCGGGGAGCACCGGAACCUGAUGCCACCCAUGUUGGAGGAGGACAGCUGGCAGUACAAGGACCAGUACGGCUGGAGCCGCGACAGCUCCAUCCGCUUCCACGUGGCGGCGCCGGAGAUGCCGGCGGUGCUGUUUGUGGCCUCCCCGAACGCCUACCAGAAGCUUUCCGGGGAGUACCGCAUGUGUGAAGAACGCGCCAACGGCUUCCCGGUCUGGAAGCGAGCUGGCUCUGGGGAGGCGGCGUACUUGUACAGCGGCAGGAACGGGAAAUGGUACGUGGUCGGCAAGAAGGUGGUGCUCGACCGGCGCUUCUGCUGCAGCAUCGGGGGCCUUGCCUCCUCCCACGCGCACGCAGGAUUGCCACCGGAUGCCUUUGCGGGCAACCAUAGAGGUUGGAGCACCCGCGUGGACAAGGGCUGGCACCAUGACGAGGACAUCCGCAUCGGCACCCAGCCCUUCGAGGCGCCGGCGAGGAGCCUUUGGGUCACCGCGCGCGGGCGGAAGGUCACCGGCCGCUUCGACCUCUCAGGCCAUUUCGCCAACGGCUUCCCCGCCUACCGCCGCGCCGGCGCAGGGGCGGAGACCUGGCUCUUCAGCAGCCGCCUGGGCUGUUGGUGCAUCGGCGAUCACACGGUCGCCCAGCAGAAGUUCUGCGUCAGCCACGGCUCGAUUUGCGCUGAAGGACCUCAUGUGGGUCGCCUGCCACAGGAGCUGUCGCCUGAGGAGUGGCUGUGCCCGGAGGAUGACUGGGCACCUGCCGGCAUCUCUGUCACGACCACCCCACCGACGCUGCCUCCAGUGAUGUAUCUUAUCUCGCCGAACGGCGAGCAAAGGAAGGCUGGCAAGUACCAGCUGGUCAAAGAGAGCAUGGCCAACGGAUACCCGAUCUGGAAGAGCCUCCCUGAUGGUCGCGACAUGCUGUACACUGGCAACGACGGCUGCUGGUACUUCGUUGGCGCGAGGGAGGUGCCACACUUCGACGGAGCCUUCGGCGCUCUGCGGAGUCACGUUCACGGCGGGGUGCUCCCGCACGAGGUGGGCGCGGGGUGGCUUCUCCGUGAGCAAGGCUGGCAGCUGGACCGCGAGGUCUCGGUGUGGCUGGCGCCGCCCAAGGCGCCCAGGCAGAUGUACCUGGCCUCGAGGAGCGGGCAUCAGCGCUUGGCGGGCACCUAUUCCUUGCUCGAAGGUCAAAGCGCCCACAACCUGCCCAUCUGGAAGCGCGAGGGCGGCGCCGGCGAGGCCCUCUACCUCUACGGCGGCAGCGACGGCCGUUGGCAUGUCGGGGACAGCCAGGCGGAGAAGCGGCACUUCGACACGGACCUGGGGCUUUUGCGCUCGCAGGCCCACGGCGCGGCCAUGCCCGGCAUGCUGCUCUGGGAGAGGCGAUGUGAGGAUGGCUUCUUGGCGGACCCAGCGGUGACCUUGACGCGCCCGCCGGAGUACCCGCAGGAGAUCUCCAUCCUGAGCCCCUCCAAGCAGCAGAAGGUCUCGGGGCAGUACCUGCUGACGGACGGUUGGGCCAACGGCCAGCGGCUCUGGAAGCGCCUGGGCCACGGGGAGGAGCUCUGGCUCUACUCGGGCCACUCCGGGCACUGGCAGGUCGGUGGGGUCAAGGCGGCUGAGAAAGGCUUCAACUGCAGCCUGGGGAACUUGUGCAGCGCCGAGCCUCAUGGGGGCCUUCUGCCCUUCCAGGACGCCGGUGGCUGGCAAGCCAGGGACGCCUCCGGCUGGGAGCUCAGCGAGGUGCAGGUCCUGCGAGGGCCUUUCUCCUGCCCGCAAGUGCUGCACCUGGUGGGCGAUGAGCCCGGGGUCUUUGAGCUACAGGGCGAGUAUAUGAACGGCUGGCCUGUCUGGAAGUGCAGCGAGAGAGAUCGGCAGGAUGCCUGGCUUUACAGCACCUGGGAUGGCUUCUGGUGUGUCUCCAGCGAGGUGUUUCAGCGGCUCAGCCACUGCGCCGUGGGGGCCUUGGCCUCGUGUCAGCCCCACGGGGGCGCGGGGCCCCACCUCUGCGACGCCUGGCAGGCGCGCACGUCCGGGGGCUGGGGGGCCAGCGGCUGCCUUCUGCAGACUUCGCCGCCGGAGAGCCCGUCGGUGCUGCAUGUGGAGGCGGAGGCGGAGACCUCCGUCACGGGGAAGUACUGGAAGCUGGAAGGCGAGCUCAUCAAUCACCGCCACGUCUGGCGUCAUUCGGACUCCAAGGACGGGCCGCUGCUGUACAGCCUGGCGGAUGGGUCCUGGCAUCUCAAUGCGGCGGAACCGGCGGCGGGGGCGCUCCGGGUGUCCGCGCUGAAGAAGGGGCCCAUGCUGGGCAUCUACCGCGCAGGCGACAAAAGCUGGGUGAAGCAGUGAGACGAGCGCGGUUCGUCAGGUUGCCUGAGCCCUGAGCGGCGCGUAUGGGGCCCUUUCGUGCCCGACUUUGGCCAAAGAUGCCUGUUGUUCCCAAGGUCCUACGACCUGCGAAGCGGGCCGAAGGCUUUUCGAGCGUAGGGUGGGCAGGCAGGCAGGCAGGCAGGCAGGCAGGCAGGCAGGCAGGCAGGCAGGCAGGCGC
Molecule: messenger RNA, 2826 nt
Organism: Effrenium voratum
Lineage: Eukaryota; Dinophyceae; Suessiales; Symbiodiniaceae
Source: the annotation of a GenBank genome assembly